CGUAUGCAAGUUGAAAGUUCACCGACCAUCAAAACAAACAUGGCGGACGACAUUGAAACUUUUUACAAAUCAGAUUUGCCAACUUUGGCGUUUCCUGUGUUUGAGGAUAUUCGUCGACAAGGAAAAUUAUGUGAUGUUACGUUAAAAGUGGGUGACCGCAAGUACAGAGCUCAUCGGAUUGUGUUAGCAGCUUCUAUACCAUACUUCCAUGCUAUGUUCACCCACGACAUGGUCGAAUCUAAACAAGAUGAAAUAAGUAUGCAGGGUAUUGACCCAAACUCACUGGAAGCCCUUGUAAAUUUCUCCUACAAUGGACGCGUGGAGAUUGACCAGACCAAUGUUCAGUCCCUACUUGUGGCAGCCAGCUUUCUUCAUCUGCAGGCAGUCAAAGAUGCCUGCUGUGAAUUCCUGAAGAAAAGACUUCACCCCCAGAACUGCCUUGGGGUCAGAUGUUUUGCGGACCAGUACAUGUGCUCGGGCCUCGUAGAGGCUUCUAACAAGUUCCUGCAGAAGAAUUUUAAAGAUGUUAUGAAGUCAGAGGAGUUCAUGAACCUCUCCAAGGCAGAAGUUCAGGAGAUUCUGGGGAGAGAUGAGCUGAAUGUGGGGUCUGAGGAACAGGUUUUCGAAGCAAUGCUGUCCUGGAUUAAGAAAGACGGGGCUAAUCGUGAGGAAUUCCUUCCCGACCUGAUGGGCAAAGUGCGUCUGCCGCUGCUAACGCCACAGUUUCUUAGCGAUAGGGUAGCGUCUGAGGACCUUGUUAAAUCAUCACAUAAAUGCAGGGACCUUUUAGACGAGGCUCGGGACUAUCACCUGAUGCCAGAGAGACGACCACUGCUUCAGACGUUCAAGGCACGGCCACGAUGCUGCUCUGAUGUUCCUGGAAUAAUCUACGCUGUCGGUGGAUUGACAUCCUCAGGUGAUUCAUUGAGCACAGUUGAGUUCUAUGACCCGCUGUUGAAUCGGUGGAGGGUAGCUGAGGCCAUGAGUACGUUGAGGAGUAGAGUUGGAGUCACUGUCCUAAAUGGUCAUCUUUAUGCAAUUGGGGGUUAUGAUGGACAGGAUCGCCUGAGCACAGUGGAGGUGUUUGACCAAGGCACCAAGCGAUGGAACAAAGUUGCACCCAUGAACUGCAAACGCAGCGCUCUAGGUGCUGUGGCUCUAAACAGGAAAUUAUAUGUGCUGGGAGGUUAUGAUGGAGUUACCUCCCUCAACUCUGUGGAAGUGUACGACCCUGAGAAUAACAUAUGGUCGAUGCUUUCACAUAUGCUGAAGCACCGCAGUGCCUCAGGAAUAACAGUCCUAGAUGGGGACAUCUAUGCAUGUGGUGGCCAUGAUGGUUUGUCCAUCUUUGAUUCGGUUGAAUGUUACAAGCCUUCUACCAAUACGUGGCAGUAUGUAGCGCCUAUGACUUCCAAACGGUGUCGACUGGGUGUGGCAACUCUAAAUGGAAAACUCUUCGCAGCAGGGGGUUAUGAUGGAUCAGUAUUCUUACGCACGGUUGAGUACUAUGACCCAAUUAAAAAUGAGUGGAAACUUGUCAAGCCCAUGAACGUGAAGAGGAGUCGAGUAGCUUUAGUGGCAACAUAUGGGCGAUUGUAUGCUAUUGGUGGAUAUGAUGGGGCCACUAACUUAAGUACAGUUGAAGUGUACGAUCCCGAGAAGGAUUUAUGGGAGUUUGUUAGGCCCAUGUGUGCUCAUGAGGGAGGGGUUGGGGUGGGUGUGGUACCUGUGGAGCAUGUUAACGAAGGAUGACUCCCUUGUUUGUU
This is a messenger RNA of Dreissena polymorpha, 1766 nucleotides long. Its product is annotated as kelch-like protein 18. The transcript is spliced from 12 exons. The record is from RefSeq and is a predicted model, not a curated record. The coding region runs from base 4 to 1752 and encodes 582 amino acids. Gene Ontology annotation, molecular function: protein binding. Lineage: Eukaryota; Metazoa; Mollusca; Bivalvia; Myida; Dreissenidae.